AUGACAGUGGGAGCAACAUAUAAAGUCCUACUUUUACCUAACGACAAGUGUGAGCAAGCCACUUAUAAGAUUGUUCAUUUACCCACUGAUUCGACAUUGAAGAGGUACAGACCCUUUUUGAUAAAAGAUAGCACCAUAUAUGAGCUAAUUGAAGUUAAAGGUAACGAUGCAUUUAGUAAAACAAAGCCAACUUUACUAAACAACGGUGAAGCUGUAAAGUCAUAUAUAUUUGAGGAUGAUACCAAUGGACUCGUCAUACAAUCCUCUAAUAUGAUAGUUGGAAACAGCUUUAAUAUAGUAUACUUAUUGAUAUCGGUAAUGUUUGAUUACGAGGGCUUUCUGAAGAGGUAUAUAACCUUUGAAGAUAUUAUGGAUACUUUAUCGAGUCUCUCUGGCAACAAUACUGACUGGGUGACUCGAAUUCCCGAAGAAGCAUAUUUGAGGGCCCUUCCAGAAAUAUGUGACACCAUCUUGGAGAACAAAGAACAGUUUUAUAGGUUCUCAAAACAAAAGACUCUUCAGUUUAUCAAUGAAAAAGUCCAGAAACUUCAUCAUUUUAUCCAGAUGCAAGAAAACUCUAUCAUGUUUAAAAUAAAGGCUGAACUACAUGAUGACGCAUCGUCAACUCCAGAAGCAGUUAUAAAUUCUUCAAUUUUAAGGCAUUCGAUUGAUCUCAUAUGCGAUUCUUAUUGCCCUAAAAUAAUCAAAGUGGAAUUGAUUGAACUUUUCGCUUACGACUUUAAAGAUCUUGACUCAUAUUUAGAUGAAUUGAAAGCAAAAAGAAAAGAGGUUUCUGUUAUUGAGUCCAGUAUGGCUGCGAUUGCACAGGGAAAUUCACAAGUAGCCAAAAAAAAGGCCGACGCUACCAAGAAGAAACCAACGACAAAGAAAAAGGCAACGAAAGUUGCCGUUGGUAAGGGAGCAUUGGACGGGUUUUUUAAGAAGGCAUGA
This is a messenger RNA of Priceomyces carsonii, 951 nucleotides long. RefSeq lists its product as uncharacterized. Bases 1 to 951 code for a protein of 316 amino acids. The record is from RefSeq and is a predicted model, not a curated record. Gene Ontology annotation, cellular component: ribonuclease H2 complex; nucleoplasm. Lineage: Eukaryota; Fungi; Ascomycota; Pichiomycetes; Serinales; Debaryomycetaceae. The transcript has a single exon. Gene Ontology annotation, biological process: RNA catabolic process.